Messenger RNA from Rosa rugosa (rugosa rose), 6941 nucleotides. RefSeq names its product dynamin-related protein 4C-like. Lineage: Eukaryota; Viridiplantae; Streptophyta; Magnoliopsida; Rosales; Rosaceae. The record is from RefSeq and is a predicted model, not a curated record. The transcript has 19 exons. Gene Ontology annotation, molecular function: GTPase activity; microtubule binding; GTP binding. Gene Ontology annotation, cellular component: microtubule; membrane; cytoplasm. Bases 4455 to 6734 code for a protein of 759 amino acids.
CGCUGUUCAUAAGGGCCUGAAAUGGAGUUACGGUUUUGCCCUUUGUUUUAUUCUGAAUUACAGUUUUGGUGUUAGUCGGAUAGGGUUGUUGUGCGACGCUUUUGCCGUUUUCGUUUGUUCAGUUUCUUCAAUUAUAGAUCUUUGAAAACGCUCUCUUGCGGAAGGCGAUUUCAGUCCUUGGGUUUGACGGUUUGGCUAAAGUUCAUCGUUGAAGCAAAGAAAAGAAAAGAAGGAGAAGGAGAAGAAGAAAAAGAAGAGGGAAACGGGAAGAAUUUCACUGUUAUUUAAGUCAGCACGAUUUUGUUGGGAGGGAUCUUUCAACAGGAGAAGGGAGAGACAGAAACACUGACAGCGAAGUAGAGGUCGAUAGCAAGGUUUGGAUCCGGUUUGGGGGGGAUCUUUCAGCAGGAUAAGAGGAUAAUUGUGUUUGGGUAGGUGAUCUGCUACAACUAAACCAAUCGUGCUUGGGUUUUGAAGAUAAUCGUCCUAGAUCAACCAGAAAACAGAAGUGUUGAUGGGUUUCGGAUUUCAGUGAUUGAAGUUUUCAGUAUUGUGGACUGGAGUAUCUUCCUGUUUUUGCUUUGUUGAUUGGAUUUUGCCGCAUCCAGCAUCGACUUAAUUAGGGAUAUUGUUUGUUGUGGAGUUUGCGAUUUCAGUAAUUGGUUGGAAGAGGUUGGAGGUCAGAUUUUGAUGAAAAUAAUGAAGCACAACUACAAUGAUCAGUUUUGGGUUUGGGAUCAAUUUUGGUCUUCAAUUAUCAAAAAACAAUUGUUUUCAAUCUAUAUCCUUAUUUAUUCAUUUAUACUUUUAAUAAUGGCUCUGCUUUUAAUAAUGGUUUUGUUUUGGUUGUGGCUCACGGAAGCACAAAUUUCCGCGUAAUAUGCACAUUAUUUGGAGUCCAGGAGAAAUUCAAGAAGUUUCAAGGGAAGUUCAACCAAAGUUCAGUUGGAGUCCUUGAGUACAAUUUCGCAUCCAACUGAACAACACUACCAACUGAACUUUGCCUGAACUUCCUUUCAGACUCCUUGCACUCCCUCUUAGAUUAGAUCUUUACUUCAAUUUCCAAAACUUUUGUCUGCUUCAUUUUCAGUUUCAUAUCAAUUUCAGUUUCAUAUCAAUUUCAGUUUUAUUAGUAUCAUAUUAACUCCCGCAGCAAAGCGCGGGAAACUGUAUCUAGUAUUUACUAUAUAUAAAACAUCAGUUGACUGUUCAUAAGCCAUUUUACUGUUUAUAAGCCGUUUACUGUGGUCGAGCCGAGCCAAGCCGAUUGUUGGAAUUUAUGCGCUUCGCCGAUCUAGAAGCCUCUAUCCACAAAUCUGGAAGCCUCUCUUCUAUGUACCAGUCUAAUUUUCGGUUACAAAGUCUGGGAGCCUCUAUUUACACUGACAGAGGCCUCUCUAUCUAUACCGACAUUCGCUGUUCCAGAUUGUCGGGUUUGGUGAUCGAUCAAAGUUUGGUAGAGUGGGUUCUUCUUGAUAGCGUUAACUCUUCUAGACUAUCAGGUAUGGCUAUCGAUCAAAGGUUGACAGAGUUUGGGUCUCUUUUGAUGGAGUUUGGGUUUCUAUUUCACAUUAGACCUGAUAAAAUCGUUUUCCUUUUCGGAUUUUGUUGUUUGUCGAGCACGGGGGAAGAAGGAAAAGAAGAAGAAGAAGAAGAAGAGAGAGAUCAGAAGUGAAUUCCAGACAAAAAGAAGCUCCGUGAUCAUUCCAGAUUUCUCAAACAGUACCCAAAAGGGAUUGGCUCUAGGAUUACAAUUUUACCCUAGAGUCAUCGAUAUGUAAGCCACAUGUCCACUACUUUCUGGUUUCGGGAAGCCUCCAUCAACAUCACCCUUCUGUUCGCCAACAUCGGGAUUACCUAUCAACAUGAGUACCGAUCAAGGCUCCGAUAUUGAUCAUUGGGUGAAGCAGAAGACAAGUGCUUUAGCUUUGAAUACCUUUGAGGUUGCUUAGGUUUCGCUUAUCACUGGUGGAGAUCAAUUUCUCUGUUGACAGUCGGUGCUUUAUUUUUUUUACAAUCAGAAUCGUCAGUGUAGUUCCUGUACAAGUUAAAAGAAUCCCAGCCAAGCCAAACAACUUUGAAAAUUUAUAAAGCUUCUGUUGUCAAUACUGGAGGACCCCAAUUGUUUGUGAACAUCCAUGGUUACAAAAUACAAAGAAAGCUCCAAAUUUUCCAUUAGGAGAUAUUGCAAAGCCUAGGCUCAAGCAGUUUUCAGUAGUAAGCAGUUCUCAGUAAUAAAUAAAUUUAUGGAACACUUUUGUUAACGAAGUAGAAGUAAUCAGGGACAUGUUCACAUUGAUGGACACUGAUAAAGAUGGCAAAGUAACUCAUGAGGAAUUAAAGACUGGUCUUCAAAAGGUUGGUUUGCAGUUGGCUGAAGCAGAGGUUAAGAUGCUGAUGGAAGUGAUAAGGCUGAUGUUGAUGGGAAUGGAUUUCUGGAUUAUGCAGAGUUCGCAGCAGUUACAAUUCACUUGCAAAAAUUGGAGAAUGAUGAACAUCUCUGGAGAGCAUUUAUAUUCUACGACAAGGAUGGAAGUGAGUAUAUUGAUUUAGUUGAGCUAAGGCAAGCAUUGGCAGAUAUGCCACUUUCAACCCACCUCUUCUCUUUGAUGGCACUCCCAGGUUGUGUACCUAUUACUCAAUGGCUUCCUGUGACUCUCUCUCUCCUAAACUGUAUCGCGCUCACACUGAAUUUGAAUUUGCUCUCAGUUGGUGUUGCUCAUUUGUGAAUCUUUGAUGAGAUUGAUAUUUUUUUUUUUUUUUUUUUUGGGGGUAUCAUGAUAGAAUGAAGCGAAGUGAUUAACAUGGUUGUGCAAGUUUUAGCUGAAGUUCAUGGACUUGAUUUCUGUUUCUGUGUAAAGGGCUUUCAAGAUUAAACUCCACUGAGUCGUUAUCUCAGAAGUGGAAGGAGCUGAUGGGGAUGGCUUGCUCAAAGCAACUUCAGCCCCAUGAGUACAGCUCAGGUCUUCAUCAUUGAAGCUCUUUGUCCAUGUAAGAGAAGAAGCGUGCUUUUCACCAUUAGAUGGGGGAUAUGUGAGAAAACAAAUGAAGAUAAAGAUAGAAGUUUGAGACAUGAGAUGGUGAAUAUGUAAUUGCAGAUGGAAUACAAUAUCAUUUAUCCCAUGUUUGGAGGUCAAACCAACUUUCAUAGGGAAUCAUGAUCUUCACGUUUGGAAAGAUAGUGUAUCAUGGAUGUAAACAUAGCUGUUUCAUCCAUGGUAAAUGACUUCCUCGUUGCACAUCUGUAAGGGUCUGUGUAGAUUAAUUUAUCAGAAAUCUAGCUAUAGAUUAAUAUCUUUGCUGCAACAGAAAAUUCAUCAUCUGGUAUAGGUAGAGAUAUGUACACCAUGUUUCUGUUGGAUGUUGGAAAUUAACUGAUGCUUCUUAUAAGUGGCAAAGUUGCAACUUGCAACUAUUUGAUGAUGUCAAAUGCUCUACAGAUAGGUAAGCACGCUAGUCAUCUUUAAUUAAACUUCUCAUUCAGUCAAUGUGUUUCUAUUGUAGCUCUUGUUCAAGUGGAAAAAGAGAGACCUUGCAUGAUACGCAGUUUUUGAUUGAUGGCAUCAUCUUUAAAGGUACCCUGAUGAAGUCAUUGCGUCAUUAAUUGCUUUAAGAUAAUGGGUUAUCGAUUGACAAAGACAGACGAUAAUGGGUCAUCAGCGACAUUACCUUUGGAAUUGAGUUCUAUCAUGAAUGGAGACGCACCUCAUAGGCUCAAAAAAGGAGAGGCUUUUGGACCAUUCUCAUCUUUUAUUCUGAUUAAUUUCUUUUUCUCCCAAUCACUUGUGGGUUAUAGAGACUAGAUAGAAAUGAGGUGUAUACUUGUGUAUGAGAACAUAUACCUUGUUCUUGUUACAGUAAGCAUCAAGCUACUCUUCUUGUGGACGUAGGUCUCACAAGAGGCCGAGCCACAUUAGUUCUGUGCUUGUUCUUGUGCAUAUGCUUGAUUUCAUUACUUGUCAGGUCAAUUUUUUAUUUUUAUUUUUUAUGCACUAGGAUUUCUUUACAACAGUAACUCAUCAAUUCAAAGAUGGUGUAUCUGCAAAAAAUAACUCUUUGAUUCUGUAACCUCUGGUUGCCUUAGGGGCUUCCAUCUUUUAACUUAAUUUAAGUCUUUUCUUAUCACAACAAAAAAAAUAAAUAAAAAGAUCGGAGAGUUAGUAUACUUUUGUUUCAUAAUCAGCUACCUCUUCAUACUUCCAUUGAUUCUUGUCCUCCUCAUUAUAGGAAGGCCUUCAUAAUGGAUCAUUUUGUUACCUGCACAUCACGAUUCAAUAUCACAAGACAUAUCAUAUAAGUAUCAGCAGUUUUAUUCAAGUCAUAACUUAUUGGACUAUGAUGCAUGAAAUAACAAAUUUUGCAGGAAAUUCUACAAUGUAAAAGAUCGAAGAUCGUGAAAUCCAAACCAGCUGAUAGAACAGAUUCAACAAUUCACAUGGAUUGGCGGGGCUUCUAUGAGCUUCAAUCAUCUCCCUACUGUUCCUAGUCAUCUUUAUGACUUUUCCAAACAAAGAAUAGAACCAAAGUCAAUACAUCAGAUUAUCAAGAAGAUGGGAGCAGCAAAGCAAACAGAUAUAGCAUGCAUUUCAGAAGGUGAAGGAUCAUCAUGUGUAGAACAACAUGCCAACAUUGAAGCAGCACCGAUUGUGUCAUCCUACAAUGACAAAAUCCGUCUUCUCCUUGGCAUCGUUGACAAGCUCAGGAGCCUCAUGUCAAUACAUCAGAUCAUCAAGAAGAUGGGAGCAGCAAAGCAAACAGAUUUUUCAUGCAUUUCAGAAGGUGAAGGAUCAUCAUGUGUAGAACAACAUGCCAUCAUUGAAGCAGCACCAAUAGUGUCAUCCUACAAUGACAAAAUCCGUCCUCUCCUUGACGCCGUUGACAAGCUCAGGAGCCUCAUGGUUAUGGAGGAAGGCAUUCAGCUCCCCACCAUUGUCGUUGUAGGUGACCAAUCAUCUGGCAAGUCAAGCGUCCUUGAAUCCCUGGCCGGCAUCAGCCUGCCACGUGGACAAGGUAUCUGUACCAGGGUACCCCUUAUAAUGAGGCUUCAACACCACUCUAGUCCUGAACCAGAGUUCCAGUUGGAGUACAAUGGCAAAGUUGAGCACACUGAUGAGAUCAACAUUGCUGAUGCUAUUGUCAAUGCCACCAAUGAUAUUGCUGGUGGAGGUAAGGGAAUUUCUAACACCCCAUUGACUUUGUUGGUGAAAAAGAAUGGUGUUCCGGAUUUGACUAUGGUUGAUCUCCCUGGAAUCACUAGAGUUCCUGUUCAUGGUCAGCCCGAGGAUAUCUAUGAUCAAAUCAAAGACAUGAUCAUGGAUUAUAUCAAGCCUGAAGAGAGCAUCAUUCUCAAUGUGUUGUCUGCUACUGUUGAUUUUACAACUUGUGAAUCCAUCAGGAUGUCACAGAGUGUGGAUAAAGCUGGUGAUAGGACUCUGGCUGUGGUCACAAAGGUUGAUAAGGCGCCCGAAGGACUAUUAGAGAAGGUUACAGCAGAUGAUGUUGGUAUUGGUCUUGGUUAUGUCUGUGUGAGGAACCGAAUUGGAGAUGAAACUUAUGAGGAGGCAAGGGCUAAAUCUCAAAAACUUUUUAAAACUCAUCCUUUGCUGUCCAAGAUUGACAAAUCUGUGGUUGGAAUUCCAGUUCUGGCUCAAAAGUUGGUGCAGAUUCAAGCUUCUAGCAUAGCUAGAAACUUGCCAGACAUUGUCAAGAAGAUAAAUGACAAGCUGAGUUCUUGUCUUUUGGAGUUGAACAAAAUGCCAAAGAGUCUGUCGUCUGUUGCUGAAGCCAUGACCGCGUUUAUGCAGAUCAUCGGAUCAUCAAAAGAAUCUCUUAGGAAAAUUCUGGUGAGAGGAGAAUUUGAUGAAUUCCCUGCUGACAAGCACAUGCAUUGCACUGCUCGGCUUAAUAAGAUGCUCAAUCAGUACUCAGAUCAACUUCACAAGUGUGAAGAAAGUGACCCAAAAAGUAACUUCUUAGUAGAGGAGAUCAAGAUUUUGGAGGAAGCAAAUGGUAUUAGUCUUCCGAAUUUUGUUCCCCGCAAUGCUUUUCUUGUUAUCUUGCAGGGAAAAGUGAAGGGAAUCUCGAGCAUACCUAUUGGAUUUGUUGAGAGGGUUUGGAGUUAUAUUGAAGAAGUGGUUAUGUCUGUGUUAAUGCAUAAUACAGAAAACUAUUAUCAGCUUCAGGUUUGCACCAGAAGAGCUGGCCAUAAUCUUAUAACAAGGAUGAAAGAAAGGUCAGUUGAGUGGACGAUGGAGAUGGUGGAAAUGGAGAAGACUGAUUAUACAGGUAAUCCAGAAUAUGUAUCCGAAUGGAGCAGGCUGAUGGGUCAACAAGACGCAUUUGUACAUGCGGUGUUAUCUAAAAAUGACUCUACGAUCUCUGUAGAGGGUAUUGGGGAAGUUGAAGUUGGAGACCUUCGGCAGUAUUCUCAAGUUCUCUCUCAGGCUUUUGACUUGAAAAUGAGGAUGACUGCCUAUUGGAAAGUUGUUCUAAGAAGGCUUGUUGAUUGUAUGGCUUUGCAUUUGCAGUUGAGUGUUUCGAAACUUGUGAACGAAGACAUGGAGAGUGAGAUUGUGAAUGAGUUGAUGGGACCAAAUUGUGGUGGUGGGAUUGAGAAAAUGCUGGAGGAAUCUCCAGCAGUUGCCACCAAGCGCGAGAAGCUGAUUAAGAGCAUCAAAAAGCUCAGGGAUUCCAAAGAGGUUGUUGCUAAGAUCUUGGAUGGUGUUGCUACCUAAUGGUCUCUUUCUAGCUAGUACUAAAAAUAAUGCGGUUUGUUUUGUCAUUUUUGUGUGAACUAUCUAUUUCUGUCAAUUAGUAGAAUGAAUUUGCUUUAAUUUUGAUGCAGCUUAAGUUUCUAGCUUGUACUAAAAAAAAUAAACCGCAUUAAUCAUGUUUGUAUGAACUAUCUAUUUCUGGCAAUUAGUAGAGUGGAUUUGCUUUAA